CCCCGUCAGGCACUGCUGUCGGCAGACUGUGCAGCUACGUUCAAGUGCCCAGAGCUGUAAGGGCUAAGGAUCCAGGCAGACCACAUGAGGCUGCCAGCUUUCCUGAGUCUGCUGGUCCUGGCGCUGCAGGAGGCUGAGGCAGCAUCCCUCCCCAUGGAGAGGAAGCAGAGGGAGGCAGAGACCACUGCCGAAAGGGGCCUUCCUGCCAUGCUGCCCCUGGGCGACUACAAUUACAGCGAGGUCCUUGACCUGGGCAACUAUGAGGAGCUCACAGACUACGAAGACCACCAGCCCCCUGAGGGCAGGAUGAGCAGCCCGGCUCCUCCAACCCAGGUCAGCCCGGCCCAGAGCACUAAGGUGCCGAGGACAUUGUCAGCAAACCCUACAACACCCAGACCUGCCACGAUGAGCUUCCCAACCAGCCCUGAGCCAGGCCUGCCCACCUGCCUGGUCUGCGUGUGCCUGGGUUCCUCUGUGUACUGUGAUGAUGCGGACCUGGAGAGCAUCCCUCGUCUGCCACGGAUGACUACUUACCUAUAUGCCCGCUUCAACCGCAUCAGCUAUGUGAGGGCCCAAGACUUCGAAGGACUGACCAAGUUGAAGCGGAUCGACCUCUCUGGCAAUACCAUCUCCUCCAUCGAGCAUGAUGCCCUCAGUGGGCUGCCCACUCUGCAAGACCUGCUGCUUCCAGAGAACCAGCUGGCGGCUCUGCCCGUGCUGCCCGGGGGCAUCGAGGUGCUAGACGUCCGCCUGAAUCGGCUCCAAAGUUCGGGAAUACAGCCUGGGGCCUUCAAGGCCCUGGGGAAGCUGCAGUUCCUCUACCUGGCAGACAACCUGCUGGAUUCCAUCCCUGGGCCUCUGCCCCUGAGCCUGCGCACGCUGCACCUGCAGAACAACAUGAUCACGGCUGUGCAGGCGGACGCAUUCUGCACUGCCGCUGGGGAACAGGGACACACACGCAGGCCGCUUGAGGACAUCCGCCUGGAUGGCAAUCCCGUCAACCUCAGCCUCUUCCCCGAUGCCUACUUCUGCCUGCCACGGCUGCCCACCGGCCGCUUCACCUAAGGCCGAGCCCAGAACAGGAUGGAUAACUG
Ochotona princeps (American pika) is the source of this 1094-nucleotide messenger RNA. RefSeq names its product opticin (gene OPTC). NCBI's taxonomy places the organism in Eukaryota, Metazoa, Chordata, Mammalia, Lagomorpha, Ochotonidae. The record is from RefSeq and is a predicted model, not a curated record. Gene Ontology annotation, molecular function: protein binding. The transcript is spliced from 8 exons. Bases 85 to 1065 code for a protein of 326 amino acids.